Messenger RNA from Ochotona princeps (American pika), 6665 nucleotides. It is a transcript of the gene ANK1, whose product is annotated as ankyrin 1. Gene Ontology annotation, biological process: signal transduction. Gene Ontology annotation, molecular function: protein binding. The coding region runs from base 13 to 6048 and encodes 2011 amino acids. The record is from RefSeq and is a predicted model, not a curated record. The transcript is spliced from 45 exons. Lineage: Eukaryota; Metazoa; Chordata; Mammalia; Lagomorpha; Ochotonidae.
CAGGGGCCCCAGAUGUGCCGGCUCGGCGGCACAGGCGGCUGCAGUACGCGCCGCAGCCCCAGCUGCUCCUCCUGCAGAGCCCGGGCGACCCGCGGCAGGACCCUGGCCAAGGACAGCAUGCCCGGCCUCAUGGGCUUCGGCAGAGCCGAUGCCGCCACGAGUUUUCUGAGGGCAGCCAGAUCCGGCAACCUGGACAAGGCCCUGGAUCACCUGAGGAAUGGGGUGGACGUGAAUACCUGUAACCAGAACGGGCUCAAUGGCCUGCACCUGGCUUCCAAAGAAGGCCAUGUGAAGAUGGUGGUCGAGUUGCUGCACAAAGAGAUCAUUCUGGAGACGACGACCAAGAAAGGGAACACGGCCCUGCACAUCGCUGCCCUGGCGGGUCAGGACGAGGUGGUCCGGGAGCUCGUCAACUAUGGCGCCAACGUCAAUGCGCAGUCACAGAAAGGCUUCACCCCCCUCUACAUGGCCGCUCAAGAGAACCACUUGGAAGUGGUGAAGUUCCUGCUGGAUAACGGAGCUAACCAGAAUGUGGCCACAGAAGACGGCUUCACCCCGCUGGCCGUGGCGCUGCAGCAGGGCCACGAGAACGUGGUGGCCCACCUCAUCAACUACGGCACCAAAGGCAAGGUGCGCCUGCCUGCCCUGCACAUCGCCGCCCGGAACGACGACACCCGCACUGCCGCAGUGCUCCUGCAGAACGACCCCAACCCCGACGUGCUCUCCAAGACGGGAUUCACCCCCCUGCACAUCGCAGCCCACUACGAAAACCUCAACGUGGCCCAACUACUCCUCAAUAGGGGGGCCAGCGUCAACUUCACACCACAGAACGGCAUCACGCCACUGCACAUCGCCUCCCGCAGGGGGAACGUGAUCAUGGUGCGGCUUCUGCUGGACCGCGGAGCCCAGAUAGAAACCAGGACCAAGGACGAAUUGACACCUCUCCACUGUGCAGCUCGGAACGGGCACGUCCGCAUCUCCGAGAUUCUGCUGGACCACGGGGCGCCCAUCCAAGCCAAAACCAAGAACGGCUUGUCCCCAAUCCACAUGGCGGCUCAGGGAGACCACCUCGACUGUGUCCGACUUCUAUUGCAAUACAACGCUGAGAUUGACGACAUAACCCUGGACCACCUGACUCCGCUCCACGUGGCAGCCCACUGCGGCCACCACCGGGUGGCCAAGGUCCUCUUGGACAAAGGUGCCAAACCCAACUCCAGAGCCCUGAACGGCUUUACCCCCUUGCACAUCGCCUGCAAGAAGAACCACAUCCGGGUCAUGGAGCUGCUGCUCAAGACAGGAGCCUCCAUUGAUGCGGUCACCGAGUCCGGCCUGACGCCGCUGCACGUGGCCUCCUUCAUGGGCCACCUGCCCAUCGUGAAGAACCUCCUGCAGCGGGGAGCAUCUCCCAACGUCUCCAAUGUGAAAGUGGAGACCCCGUUGCACAUGGCGGCCAGGGCAGGACACACGGAGGUGGCCAAAUACCUGCUCCAGAACAAAGCCAAAGUCAAUGCCAAGGCCAAGGAUGACCAGACCCCGCUUCACUGCGCCGCCCGCAUCGGCCACACCAGCAUGGUGCAGCUGCUGCUAGAGAGCGGCGCCAGCCCCAACCUGGCCACCACAGCCGGCCACACGCCCUUGCACGUAGCCGCCCGCGAGGGCCACGUGGAGGCAGCCCUGGCCCUCCUGGAGAAGGAAGCGUCACAGGCCUGCAUGACCAAGAAAGGAUUUACCCCUCUCCACGUGGCUGCCAAGUAUGGCAAGGUUCGGGUGGCCGAGCUGCUGCUGGAGCGGGACGCACACCCCAACGCGGCUGGGAAAAAUGGCCUGACCCCGCUGCAUGUGGCUGUCCACCACAACAACCUGGACAUCGUCAAGCUGCUGCUGCCCCGUGGCGGCUCCCCGCACAGCCCCGCCUGGAACGGCUACACACCUUUGCAUAUAGCCGCAAAGCAGAACCAGAUGGAGGUGGCCCGCAGCCUGCUGCAGUACGGGGGGUCCGCAAACGCUGAGUCGGUGCAGGGCGUGACGCCCCUGCACCUGGCCGCCCAGGAGGGCCACGCCGACAUGGUGGCCCUGCUCCUCUCCAAGCAAGCCAACGGCAACCUGGGCAACAAGAGUGGCCUCACCCCACUCCACCUGGUGGCACAGGAAGGCCACGUUCUGGUGGCAGACGUGCUGAUCAAACACGGCGUCACGGUGGACGCCACCACCCGGAUGGGGUACACCCCUCUCCACGUGGCCAGCCACUAUGGCAACAUCAAGCUGGUCAAGUUCCUGCUGCAGCACCAGGCAGACGUCAAUGCGAAGACCAAGCUGGGGUACAGCCCCUUGCACCAGGCAGCCCAACAAGGACACACGGACAUUGUGACGCUGCUGCUGAAAAGUGGUGCUUCCCCAAACGAAGUCAGCUCAAACGGAACCACUCCACUGGCCAUCGCCAAGCGCCUGGGCUACAUUUCCGUGAUAGAUGUGCUCAAGGUGGUCACGGACGAAGGCAGCGUGGUGAUGGUCAGUGACAAGCACCGCAUGAGUUUCCCGGAGACGGUAGAUGAGGUCCUGGACGUGUCUGAAGAUGAAGGGGAAGACCUCGUGGGCUCCAAGGCUGAGAAACCAGACGCCAGGGAUGUGGAUGAAGAGAGAGAGCUGCUGGACUUUGUGCCAAAGCUUGACCAAGUCGUGGAGUCCCCAGCCAUCCCCAGGAUCCCUUGUGUCACGCCUGAGACUGUGGUGAUCCGAUCCGAGGAGCCAGAGCAGGCCUCCAAGGAGUACGACGAAGACUCCCUCAUCCCCAGCAGCCCCGCCACGGAGACCUCCGACAACAUCAGCCCGGUGGCCAGCCCUGUCCACACAGGGUUCCUGGUCAGCUUCAUGGUAGACGCCCGGGGAGGCUCCAUGAGGGGCAGUCGGCACAAUGGCCUCCGGGUGGUGAUCCCUCCGCGCACCUGCGCAGCGCCCACACGCAUCACCUGCCGCCUGGUCAAGCCCCAGAAGCUGAGCACACCGCCUCCGCUGGCUGAGGAGGAGGGCCUGGCCAGCAGGAUCAUCGCACUGGGGCCCACGGGUGUUCAGUUCUUGAGCCCUGUGAUCGUAGAGAUACCCCACUUUGCCUCCCACGGCCGUGGGGACCGUGAGCUGGUGGUGCUGAGAAGUGAAAACGGCUCAGUGUGGAAGGAGCACAAGAGCCGCUACGGAGAAAGCUACCUGGACCAGAUCCUCAACGGGAUGGAUGAAGAGCUGGGCAGCCUGGAGGAGCUGGAGAAAAAGCGUGUGUGUCGCAUCAUCACCACGGACUUCCCGCUGUACUUCGUGAUCAUGUCGCGCCUGUGCCAGGACUGCGACACCAUCGGGCCCGAGGGCGGGGCUCUGCAGAGCAAGCUGGUACCCAUGGUGCAGGCCACCUUCCCAGAGAACGCUGUCACCAAGCGGGUGAAGCUGGCCCUUCAGGCCCAGCCUGUCCCCGACGACCUGGUCACCAAACUCCUGGGCAACCAGGCCACCUUCAGCCCCAUUGUCACUGUGGAGCCCAGGCGCCGGAAGUUCCACCGGCCCAUUGGCCUGCGCAUCCCGCUGCCCCCGUCCUGGACGGACAACCCGCGGGACAGUGGAGAGGGGGACACCACCAGCCUGCGCCUGCUCUGCAGUGUCAUCGGUGGAACAGACCAGGCCCAGUGGGAGGAUAUCACAGGAACAACCAAGCUCGUGUAUGCCAAUGAGUGUGCCAACUUCACCACCAACGUGUCUGCCAGGUUCUGGCUGUCAGACUGCCCGCGAACAGCCGAGGCCGUGAACUUCGCCACCAUGCUUUACAAGGAGCUCACAGCGGUGCCCUACAUGGCCAAGUUUGUCAUCUUUGCUAAGAUGAACGAUCCCCGGGAAGGGCGGCUACGCUGCUACUGCAUGACAGAUGACAAGGUGGACAAGACCCUGGAGCAGCACGAGAACUUCGUGGAGGUGGCCCGGAGCAGGGACAUCGAGGUCCUGGAGGGCAUGUCGCUGUUUGCAGAGCUGUCAGGUAACCUGGUGCCGGUCCGCAAGGCCGCCCAGCAGCGCAGCUUCCACUUCCAGUCCUUCCGUGAGAACCGGCUUGCCAUCCCAGUGAAGGUGCGCGACAGCAGCCGGGAGCCAGGGGGGUCCCUGCUCUUCUUGCGCAAGGCCAUGAAGUACGAGGAUGCCCAGCAUAUCCUGUGCCACUUGAACGUCACCAUGCCCGCUUGCACCAAGGGGAGCGGAGGCGAGGACAGGAGGAGGACCUUGACCCCACUGGCUCUGAGAUACAGCAUCCUCAGCGAGUCCCCAGGUUUUCUCAGUGGGACAGACCGAGCAGACAUGAAGAUGGCGGUCAUCUCGGAGCACCUGGGUCUCAGCUGGGCAGAGUUGGCCCGGGAGCUGCAGUUCAGUGUGGAAGACAUCAAUAGGAUCCGCGUAGAGAACCCCAACUCGCUGCUGGAUCAGAGCACGGCCUUGCUGAACCUCUGGGUCUUACGCGAAGGCAAAAACGCCCAAAUGGACAGUCUGUACGCGGCCCUCCGCAGCAUCGACCGCGGGGAGCUCAUCAGCCUGCUCGAGGGCUCAGGCAGGCAGAGCCGCCACCUGAAGCCCGACCGACGGCAUGCGGACCGCGACUACUCGGUGUCACCCUCCCAGAUGAAUGGUUACUCCUCGCUGCAGGACGAGCUGCUGUCCCCCGCCUCCCUGCACUACGCCCUUCCCUCUCCGCUGCGUGCAGACCAGUACUGGAACGAAGUGGCCGUCCCAGACGCCAUCCCCCUGGCGGCCACGGAGCAUGACGCCAUGCUGGAGAUGUCUGACAUGCAGCUGUGGUCCGCGGACCUCACGCCCUCCCUGGUCACUGCUGAGGACUCCUCCCUGGAGUACAGCAAGGCCGAGGACUCGGACGCCACGGGCCACGAGUGGCGGCUGGAGGGGGCGCUCUCGGAGGAGCCGCGGGGCCCUGAGCUGGGUUCCUUGGACCUCGCAGAGGACGACACGGUGGAUUCAGAUGCCACCAAUGGCCUUAUCGAUUUGCUUGACCAGGAGGAAGGCCAGCAGAGGAGGGUGCAAGGCCACGCCUCAGACUUACCCUCCGGGCGGCAGGUACUGGAGAGCAGCCAGGACAGACUGCAAGACUGGGACGGGGCAGGUUCCAUGGGCUCCCACGUACAUGGAGCUGCACAGAGCUCCUGGCUGCAGGAGCUGACGCCCAGCCCGCACUCGCAAGAUGAUGUCCUGAAGGCGUCCACCGGUGAGGCCCUGGCCUACAGCCAGCGGAUGCAACAGGCCAAGCACACCCUCUCCCGGGAACUACAGAAUUACAGCAGCGUGACGUCACUGGGAGCAGCUGGGCAGGAGGGCCGGCCGUUCUCCCCCCAAGGGCCACUCCAGACAGGGCCCGCUGGGUCUCUGGCCUGGCAGGUUGAGAGAGGCGGGGGUGGGGUAUGGGGGGAAUGGAAGGGCUCAGCGAGGGUCCCGGCAGCCCGUGAGGGGCGGGUCUGUGCGGCAAGGAUGUGGACCUUCGUCACCCAGCUGCUGGUCACCCUGGUGCUGCUGGGCUUCUUCCUGGUCAGCUGUCAGAAUGUCAUGUACAUUGUCAAGGGCUCCCUGUGCUUCGUGUUGAAGCACAUCCACCAGGAGCUGGACAGGGAGCUGGGGGAGGGCGAGGGCCACGGUGGCGACGAUGAGGAGACCGUCUCCAGCAGGGUGGUCCGCCGCCGGCUCUUCCUGAAGGGGCAUGAGCUCCAGAGCAUUCCAGGGGAGCAGGUGACAGAGGAACAAUUCACCGACGCACAGGGCAACAUUGUCACCAAGAAGACCAUCCGCAAAGUCGUUCGGCAGAUAGAUUCGUCCAUGACUGGGGAUCCCCAGGAGCAUGAGGAGGUGAUCGUUGGGGGGCCCCUAGAAGACUCGAGUGAGCUAGAAGCUGACAUGGAUUACCUAGCAAAGCUCUCCAAGGUGGAGCUGAGAGGGAGCGGCCUGCAGCCAGACCUGGCAGAGGGCAGGAAGGGGGCUCAGAUAGUGAAGCGGGCCAGCCUGAAAAGGGGCAAGCAGUGAAGCCGGCCUUCCGGGCCCGGAGCGGCUCUGUGGGAGGACCUCACCUCGACGCCCAAUCCCUGAACUCCACAUACCCUGCCAUGCACACAGGAGGAGAGCCGACCCUGGGGAGGGCUCUAGACCACGGGGCCACUCGGCUGCCCUGCCCCCUACAGGCCGGCGCCAUCAUCUGCAGUAAGGGACUUCCUUUAAGCCUCCUCCGUGGGUGUGGCCAACUGGCCAGGACACAUGUGCCCCACAGCCCCCACGACAAGGACCAGGGCAACCAGGCUGGUGGAGGGGGGCGGGGGUGCACGCGCGCGUGGGCAAGCAGGCACAGCACAUGUGAACAAGGGCUCUUGGGCAACUGGGGAUGGCUUUGGAGUGUUUUCGUUUUGACUGAGUACAGGGUAACUUUGUGUUUAUUCUUCGACUUUUCAUCUGGAAGGAAUCCAUGUGGCUUCCUGCAAGAAGUGUGUGUGGUGGGCAAGAAGGGAGCCAACAGGCCUGCAGUCAGUAGUUGGUCCUGUCCCUUCUCCCACCACCCUCAGACACCUCCAUUGCGUUAGGACGUCUCCUCACUCCAGUGGGUGGACACGGAGGGGCACGGAUGCACACACCUUCACACCACACACACA